UAUGACAGCCUUCACCCAAGACUGAAAUUGUCUGAUGACCGCCUUGUAGUAAGCUGUAAUUGGAGGAGGAUAUUUUACCCCUGUGGUCCCCAGAGGUUUCAUAAAUUAUGGCAAGUGCUAAGCAGAGAUGUAUUCCUCUCUGGGAGCCAUUACUGGGAAGUUGCCCUGCUUCGUGCUGGAGCAGGAUGGUGGAUCGGAACAGCCUACCCUCCCAUUGGCAGGAAAGGAGACUCUGAAACCUGUUGAGUGGGCUGGAAUAGAGCAUCUUGGUGCCUUAAGAAGUUUGAAUUUGAAUACUGGGCAUUUCACAAAGGGGAGAGAAUCCCCAUCCUGAUAGAAGAUGAUCCCGAUUGCAUUGGCGUUCUUUUGGAUUAUGGACUUUUGUUCUACAAUGUUACUGAGAGCAUGGCCCAUUUGCACACCUUCCACUGCAAGUUCUCAGAACCAGUUUACCCAGCUGUGAGGCUCUGGGAAGGGUCCAUUGGAAUAUGCAAACUAAUGUAA
This is a messenger RNA of Mesitornis unicolor (brown roatelo), 504 nucleotides long. RefSeq names its product tripartite motif containing 14 (gene TRIM14). Lineage: Eukaryota; Metazoa; Chordata; Aves; Mesitornithiformes; Mesitornithidae. Gene Ontology annotation, molecular function: protein binding. The record is from RefSeq and is a predicted model, not a curated record.